Debaryomyces hansenii CBS767 is the source of this 1062-nucleotide messenger RNA. RefSeq lists its product as uncharacterized. The transcript has a single exon. The record is from RefSeq and is a predicted model, not a curated record. The coding region runs from base 1 to 1062 and encodes 353 amino acids. Gene Ontology annotation, molecular function: histone binding; DNA binding. Gene Ontology annotation, cellular component: nucleolus. NCBI's taxonomy places the organism in Eukaryota, Fungi, Ascomycota, Pichiomycetes, Serinales, Debaryomycetaceae. Gene Ontology annotation, biological process: nucleosome assembly; regulation of DNA-templated transcription.
AUGUCUCUAUCGAAUAUAUUGCAGCAUGUUAAAAGAAAAGGUCAAAUUAUACCUAAAACAAAUCAAUCUGGUAGAGAUGGGACACCUGAAACCAACAGGAGUACCGAAGAACUGAAUAAUAAAAAUCAGUAUAGAUACAGCAAUGGGGAAACUAGAACUGUUGAUCCUGUAGUUGCUAGGUUAAAGGCAGCGCGUAAGUUAGAGAGAGAGAGAAAAGAGCAAGAAGCAAGAGAAAAGAAAGGAUUAGCACCGAAGAAGCCAAAAAGUGUCCCGAGAACCAAUACCAAUAGCUCACGAAACAAUGAGGUCAAGAAUAACAACGGAGUAGGUAGAAUGAACAACUCCAGUAUACGCUCCGGUGCUAACAUGUGUCCAAACGUACCACCAUCGCAUAAACCUGUUAAAAAGAUGAAUUUUAAUGAUUUAAUGAAAAAAGCAUCAAAAAUUGACCAAAGCAAACUAUCAGUAUCCAUUAAACCAAAAGCAAAAUCUCCUGAAGUUCGUCCAACAACUUCUAAACAUAAACCUCUGUCAAGGGCCAGCUCUGCGCCUACUGAAGGGUACAGAAAUGUACCUAAAAGAAAAGAAGGUCGCCCCACAACUUCCAAGUAUUCUAAUUCAGAUGAUAAUAAACCUUCAGCAAGGGCUCCAUUACCUGUUAGAAAGCCAUCAACGAAACUAGAGGAGAAAUUAAAGUCUUCUGGUAAGACAAAACCUAGUGAUACUCGAAGCAAUAGAUCUCGCUCCUACAACGAUUCCGAAGAUGAAUACUCCGAAUCGUUUAUUGUAUCUGAUGAAGAAGAAGCUGAUUAUGGGAAUUCAAAUGUACCAGACUAUGAUAGGGAUGAAAUCUGGGCAAUUUUUAAUAGAGGUAAGAAAAGAUCGUAUUAUGAUAGAUAUGAUAAUGACGACUCUGGGGAUGAUAUGGAAGCAACCGGUGCAGAAAUAUGGGAAGAAGAGAGGAGAUCCAAGCGCAAUGCUGAAUUAGAAGAUCGUAAAGAACUUGAAGAAGAGCAAAGGUUAGCAGCUUUGAAGAAGGCUAGGAAAAUGAAACAACGUUAA